Molecule: messenger RNA, 2343 nt
Organism: Dichomitus squalens LYAD-421 SS1
Lineage: Eukaryota; Fungi; Basidiomycota; Agaricomycetes; Polyporales; Polyporaceae
Product: TBC-domain-containing protein
Exons: 14
Coding region: 1-2343 (780 amino acids)
Molecular function (GO): calcium ion binding
Source: RefSeq, a predicted model, not a curated record
AUGUCGACCAUCUCGACCCACCUACGGAACUUCAAGGAGCCGACCAAGGACCAGCUCACGGAGCUCUACUUUGCGCUCCCGCAGAGCGUGAAUGGCGGCGUGAACGCGACGGGCGGGCCAUCAGGUGCGAGUGGCAGUGGCAAUGGGGAGAAGGGGAAGGGCCCUCCGGAGCCCGAGCUAGAGAAGAUGGAGAUCAAUGCCGUACUCAGUCUGGGUGUGCAGGGAGAGGAGGAUUCGUAUGCAGGCAAGCUGUACCUUCUCCCUCCGUACCUAGCAUUCGCCUCGCACGACCGCAAGUCCGCACGCUUCACGCUCCCGCUAUGUACCAUCCGUCGCGUGGAGCGUCUCAAUGCUAGGGCGGGUGUCUACGCCCUCAGUCUUGCGCUUUGGCAUGGCAUGAAGAUUGUGGUGCAAUUGACCUCCCUUCGGCCGACAGCGGAUCUAUUCUGUUCACUCCUGCGCGAUGCGCUCAAGGUCGAGCUGCAGAAAGGCCACAUGAAGCUAGUGAAGCCCUUCGUCAAGACCUGUUACUCGGAAAUGCUUGUCGCCAAUGCAACUGCGCCCGAGAAUGGAGAUGAGAAGGUCGAGGGGAAGACGGCAGAAAGUGCGCAAGAGGGUUCUGCAUCGGAUUCGAUGUACCUAGGUGGGCUAGGACUCAAGUUCAAGUUCCCCGGAGACCCAAAGAAGUUGCGGGAAGCUUCCAAGACGAAGCUAUGGACGAAUUAUCUACGAACACAUGGACGCAACCUUACGCUCCUCCGCUAUCCUCAGUGCACACGUCUAGUCCAAGUUGGCUUGCCGAAUCGGCUUCGAGGAGAGAUGUGGGAGACGCUGUCCGGGUCGCUAUACCUGCGAUUUGAGAACCCUGGUUUCUACGAGCGACUUCUCGCGGAAAACGAGGGGCGGACGAACACAAGCACAGAAGAGAUCGAGAAGGAUUUGCAUCGCAGUUUGCCCGAGUACUCGGCAUACCAGAGCGAAGAGGGGAUUGGAGCACUCCGGAGAGUACUCCAAGCGUAUUCGUUCAAGAAUCCGGAAACAGGGUACUGCCAGGCUAUGAAUAUUCUCGCCGCUGCUAUACUCAUAUACAUGUCAGAGGAGCAAGCUUUUUGGCUACUCGAGGUCAUUUGCGAUCGUCUCCUGCCCGGCUACUACAGCCCGUCUAUGCACGGCACACUACUUGACCAGCGUGUAUUCGAAUCCCUCGUCCAUCGAUGUCUGCCCGUCAUACACGACCACUUCACAGAAGUCGACGUCCAGCUCUCCGUAGCUUCCCUUCCGUGGUUUUUGAGUUUGUUCAUCAAUAGCAUGCCCAUGGUGUUUGCUUUCCGGAUAAUCGAUUGCUUCUUCUGCAUGGGUCCGAAGGUGCUUUUCCAAGUUGGUUCAUCACUUCGCUUCCUCGGAGCUAACAUUUCCCUAGCCAUCCUCAAAAUCAACGGCGAGAAGCUGUUGAAGAUUCAGGAUGACGGCCAGUUCAUCCAUCUGAUGAGGGAAUACUUCGCUUCUCUCGGCGACUCCGCGCAUCCGAAUUCCAGUGACCCCCGAGCCCGUGCCAUCACGCGCUUCCAGGAGCUGCUCCUCGUCUCCUUCCGCGAGUUCGCCGUCAUCACCGAUGACACGAUCCACUCUGAACGCCGCAAGUACCGCUCUGAGAUUGUGCAUAGUAUUGAGUCCUUCUCCAAACGGUCGGCCAUACGAAACCUACGGACAUUGGAGCGGUUCACGAAGGAGCAGGCGGGGCUCAUCUACGACGCGCUGUUCAAGGCGAUCUGCAUUGAGCCGCCACCUGCUGUUCAAUACCCCCCGCCUUCGUUGCUCACUACGAAGGAUCAGGCGGAGGAGCGGCCGGAGACGAGGAUAGGGCUGAAAACGUUCAAGAUCUUCCUUAGCGAGAUCUGUACGUGGGCGCGGACGGAGAAGAUUGUGUCAAAUGGCUUCCAGCAAAGAGUGGACCGUGAGAUCGCUGAGCACGAGCUCGUCGACCGAUUGUUCUUCUUCUGGGACGUCGAAUAUCGAGGAGUUCUUUCCUUCCAGAAUCUGGUGUCAGGUCUGGAUGGCGUGAUGUUCAACGAUUUGAUGGAGAACAUCGAAUGGUUCUUCAACCUCCAUGACAAGAACAAGGACGGCUACCUAACAAAGGAUGAGGUCCUGACCCUAUCCGAGUCGCUUCUAUUCAUUUUCCGCAACGAGGUCGGAGAUGCUUAUCUCGGGGCCGUCAGCCGAUUCAUGUCCAACGCAUUCGAGUACGGAGAUGCGCUCAUACCGCGGCCUGAAGGAGCGGAUCCUGACUCUGAAGUCCCACACAUUGAGUCUAACCAGCCGUAUAUGAACCUCGCAACGUAA